This is a messenger RNA of Callorhinchus milii (elephant shark), 750 nucleotides long. It is a transcript of the gene prop1, whose product is annotated as PROP paired-like homeobox 1. NCBI's taxonomy places the organism in Eukaryota, Metazoa, Chordata, Chondrichthyes, Chimaeriformes, Callorhinchidae. The transcript is spliced from 3 exons. Gene Ontology annotation, biological process: regulation of transcription by RNA polymerase II. Gene Ontology annotation, molecular function: DNA-binding transcription factor activity, RNA polymerase II-specific; RNA polymerase II transcription regulatory region sequence-specific DNA binding. The record is from RefSeq and is a predicted model, not a curated record. The annotation marks the transcript as partial.
AAUCCGAAUGGGAGGAGAGACUGGGGUGACGACAUUCAGAAAGAUUACACUUACAGAAAUGUUAAUGAGGGUGUCUACAAGAAAUUUUCUGGAGGCUCAGGCAAUGCCCAUGGACAAUCUCACUACCCAACCCCUGCACGCAGACGUCACCGGACUACCUUCAGCCAAGAGCAGCUGGAACACCUGGAAGCCACUUUCAGCAAAAACCAUUAUCCAGACAUCUAUUGCAGGGAGGAGCUGGCCAAGAUCAUCAAACUUAAUGAGGCACGCAUCCAGGUAUGGUUUCAAAACAGACGAGCAAAGCAUCGAAAACAAGAACGAGCCAUUCAGAAAUCAAUCCCGCCCACUGUGAUCUCAGCCUGCAGCAGCCUAAUACCUAGUGUUUGUCCUGUUUCUACCUCCGCCCGCUCAUACCAGUACCCGCAUGCCAUUAAUCAUAUACCACGCUUCUCAUCCAUGGGAACAGGUGGCUACUCUUCUCCAUCAGCUGUCGGCCAGUUUACCUGCACCAGCACACACGCACACUUAGCCUCUGCCCCACCUCCACCUCGGCAGCAUGAUGAUUGGUACAGUACCCUGAGAUCAAUCAAUUCCCCCCCUGCGGGCCUACCCUCAUCAAUACUUUCCCUGGGCCCCAUGCCAGGGCUGGAUCCACCAGUUCACUGGAAUUAACCAAUCUUUGUUAACCUCCCAGAAAGAAAUCAAGACUUGUUAUGUAAUGUUGCCUCCCAAACUCACUGACGUGCAUGG